CUAGUAUAAAAACAGAUAAUAUUGGUUUUAAUACAAGCAGGCUAAUAAAAAAAUCUAAAAUUUUUAAAAAAAUUUUUAUAAAAAAAGUAAGCAAUGCUUUUAAUCUUGAAUACAAAUUGCACUUA
This is a messenger RNA of Racocetra fulgida, 125 nucleotides long. NCBI's taxonomy places the organism in Eukaryota, Fungi, Glomeromycota, Glomeromycetes, Diversisporales, Gigasporaceae. The record is from the annotation of a GenBank genome assembly.